AUGAGCUCCCGCGUCCAGUACCUUCGUGCCUCGAAGCAGGCCAAGCCUCUGCGCAAGCCGUUCCACGCGCGCAAGGCCGCCGAGGCUGCUGAGCGCGCCGCCCGCGCUGCCAUUGAGGAGGUCAAGGCCCAGACCCGCGCCGAGGCCGAGGAGGCCCGCGCCAAGCGUGUCGAGCGCCAGACUCGUCGCAUUGACAACGAGAAGAAGUCCAUGGUGGUCCAGGCG
This is a messenger RNA of Fonticula alba, 225 nucleotides long. RefSeq lists its product as hypothetical. Lineage: Eukaryota; Rotosphaerida; Fonticulaceae. The annotation marks the transcript as partial. The record is from RefSeq and is a predicted model, not a curated record. The transcript has a single exon.